GCACUGCCUGACUCAGAGACUGAAGACGAUGGCACGCAUGCCUGGAAUGGAAAGUCUUCUUCCACAGCAAGGCAUCCUCCGCUGUUUAGGAGACCACCUCCCUAUCAACCCCCUCGCAUGAAUCACCUUCUAGGGAAUCUGCAUAUGCUGCCUGACCCAGACUUGACCCACCUGCAUGCUCUAAUGCCGGACCUGGCGAACAUUGUCCUCGAUGAGAACCAGCUAAAGAUGUUGUUAGACAUGAGUUCCAGGUCUUCAAGCCAGGAUUCUGUACUAAUCAGUAGCGACAAGUCAUCUGAAGCCUCCCCUCAUAGAAGUCCAGUGUUAACAUCUGAAUCAAAACUAGGUCGGCACAUUUUUGAAGUCACCCUGAAGAAGGAAGACCCUCAUGGCAUAGGAUUAACAAUUGUCGGAGGGGAGGCAACCAGUAGUUUAGAUCUUGGAAUUUUCGUCAAAUCUGUAGUACCAGGUGGUCCGGCAGAUCGCGAUGGGAGGAUAAAGCCAGGAGAUCGUCUUAUUGCUAUAGGGACAGAUAGUCUCGAGGGGAAGCAGCAUCGGGAUGCUGUUAGGAUGAUACGAGAGGGAGGCCCUCAGAUAACAUUACUAGUCUCUCAAAUACGACCACCUGGUACUAUAAAGAAACGCAACUUACACGAUGAACAAGCGGAAUUUGAAAAAAAGCUACGGAAUUCAAUGUUGAACAAUGAAAGUAGCAUAAGUAAACCUGACAUUGUUCGUUUAAAGACCCAUGUUGACAGUGUAGACACCAUGCUUCGUUAUGAUGAUUUUGUUGAUAAUGUGUAUAGCAACAGUGAUAAUAACAAUGUAUACAAUUCUGAUGAGAAGACAUACCCUAAAAUGAUGCCUUCUGCUUCAUCUACAACUGCAACCUUUCCUGGACUUUCUUCGGCAAAAGACAAAAGUAGUAAGCCUGUGCAAACAAGGUUUAAAAUAAAGAGCAAGCUUCAGCCAACUAGAAUCACAAAACCAGAUACACAGCAGCAUGUGAGCUCAGGGUAUCUGGAUGUAGAAGAUGGAUUGAAUGAUGCACCACAUUAUACUUCAUCACAGUACUCAUCACACCCUGUGAAGGUGAUCAGAAAAGGGCAGCAUCAAGACAUUGGUCUGGAUGGUUUGGGCAGUGGUGAAAAGGAUAAUGGUCAGUUGAACCAGCUUCGGGAGGAGCGAGAGAUAGUCUUUAACUGUGGUAGUGAAGCUGCAGACUCACCCAGUGAUGAGAUUAUGCAUGGCAGAGAAAGUUUCUCUCUUAAUGGACUCACAGAGGAGGAAAGGGAGCAUAUUAAGAUGCUCGGAGGUAAGCAGCUUUGCUGCAGGUUGUUGUUGUCAUUUAUGUCUUGGCUUUUAAAUAGAACCAUCCCUACCUGGGUUCCUGGGCCCCGUUUUAGGGAAAGAAAGAAACGACCUCCUGCCCCCCUAAAAUUUGACUAUUUAAAAGUGUCUUUUUCUAAAUUGGAGUGCAUCUACCUGAGAAAUGAGGAACCAGCAAUCUGCUUACAAAUCAGCUAG
Candidula unifasciata is the source of this 1527-nucleotide messenger RNA. The record is from the annotation of a GenBank genome assembly. Lineage: Eukaryota; Metazoa; Mollusca; Gastropoda; Stylommatophora; Geomitridae.